GCGUGCGUCGCUCCUGAUCUCGAAAUUUGGUGUCCGAAGCAUAACGCUACCAGCAGCCAGCCUAUCGCCUGCUCCUUUACAAUACAGUACUAGCAAAACCCGUUGUUAGAGCUAUGCUAAUGAUGCUAUGUGAGAAGAUGCGCCAUCAACCCUAUCGAUAACCCAGAAGCAGCAUUUGAUGAGAAGACUCAAAAGCUUGCGACUAUUCUCCACGUGGAAUGACGAGAGAAACGAAACUGCAACAGGCAGCCUCUAGGAGGUCUAACGCCGGAGGCAAGCGGAAAAGGUCCUCUAGAAGCGGUGGCGGGUCGAACGGCGAGCGGUCCAGCGCGGAGGCCAGGAGUUAUGAUACGAAAGACCGGUCCACCGCUCAAAGCGUAAUAAAGAAGCUAGUAACUGGUAUCAAAGAGUUAAUAAUAGAGGACGCCAAUCCAACGACCCCCGCCGCACUCGAUGAGCGCCUGGUCACUUACCGCCACAAUCAGAGUCUUAUCAACGACGAGAACAAUCUGGAGAUGCGGCUCCGGGAAAAUGCUAAUGCAAUUGAGAAACCAGGGAAGGGGUCUGCAUGGAAGCAUAAGCAUAUGCUCUCAUCCUAUCGAUACCUCCAGCGUAUGAAGCAAGAAAAAGUCGAAAUACACCCAGAUCAUGCAACGCAAGUCCAGCAACGAAGAUGGGAAGGGGGGAGUCAAUUUCUUAAUGAACUUGUGGACCGUCUCUAUGGGUUUCGGAAAGAGCUCGCUUUCGUAGUGUACCGUGCCGCUUGUCUGAAAAAUUUUGGCUUCCAUAACUGCUCACAACUCGGCACAAUACGAAGAGAGAAGGUGCUAGAGAUGAUUUUAGAUGGGUUACGGUAUAUUCCAAUCACGAUUUGCCUGCAAUCGCAGGUGAUACUUCCUCCAGCCUACCUUAGCUAUACCCAACUUGAGUAUCAAGAAGUAUGCUCGUUCCUCAAGCUUGGCAACUUCAAAGGCCUAGAUUUCACAAAUUCGGAGUUGGCAGAGGUUGGGUUGGAAGUAUCGCUUUCCAUAUUAAUCGCGAAGAGAGGCGGUCUUGGGGAGCUCCAGACUUUCGAAAAGAACGGCGUUCAAUUUUUGACAGACACUAUUGCCAAUCCGCAAGUCAUCGGCUUGGAUGGCCAACAGCUUACAAAAGAGCGAGGCCGAGCGGCAAGUUUGAUGCCUACUGAGGGCCCGGGGCCCCAGCGCGAGCCAAGUCGAAACACUUACGAGGCGAGAUACGGAGGCAACAGCACCAACCAGAGCCGCAUCGCAGAGUCUCAUCCAGGCAGCCCUCUUCUUUCACCACCAACGUGGCGACAUGACGCCAACUCACGAGCACUUUUUAGUGCUGGCUGGCCUAGAGAUCCGACGACAGGGGCUUCCAUCGAUUCCAGAGAAUGUUUUAGUUCAACACAGAGUACAGUCACGAAGCUUAGCCCAGAUUCUUGGUUAGCUGUGACUGCACAUCCCAACCCGCCCGACCGAGCUGGACUAGGCGGCCAGACCCAGGAAUCCUCCAAGCCACCUAUAAAUCCCGCCCAGUACGCCACGCCUCUCCAGUUGCUUGCGAAUAUGGCUGGACGGUCACAAUCUGCUGCCCAACUCAUGCACCCGCCGGCCGUGGUGUCUGCUAGUGACCCGACAAGUCCUGCGGCCACGGAGCCGGAUACUCGGCUUCCCAAUGGCUCCCGGAAAACUACCGGACCAAGCAUGUGGGAAAUUGGAGUCACGCGGCCGCAGGUGAUGCGGCUAAACCCCUUGCGGCUCGAAUUUGUGGGCGAUGUGUCGAUGGGAAUCACCACGAGCAACUCUAGACCCGCCGGUGCGGGCAACUUUAGUCUCCCUGGUUGGACAUAUUUCCCAAUCGGAUGUUUUGGGCUCAACCAAGGAGACGUGGUUUGGGUAGGGGAUAUUAGAGUCGGAACGGGCACAGGCAUCCCAGUAGUACCAAGCGACAUCACUAACGAAGCAUCAGCAGUCUCUUCCGAGCUCUCGCGUCUUGACCAGAUUAUGCCAGUAGCAAACCACUCGGGCAACAACUAUAUUCCGGCUCCAAUUUACCGAACUAUGGACGUCGCUUCUACAGUAGACGGUUUGGAGCAACCCUCUAGCCUCGAUCAAGUUUCGCCGGAUAACUUGGACAACUUCCUUAGGUUUUCAAGUUUGCCAGAGUAGUCAUAGUUAUUAGGCAUUAAACCCCCCUCCUUCGCUCGUGUCUUUCCUUGGAAAUGUUCGAUGCAUAACACUA
Molecule: messenger RNA, 2250 nt
Organism: Lasiosphaeria miniovina
Lineage: Eukaryota; Fungi; Ascomycota; Sordariomycetes; Sordariales; Lasiosphaeriaceae
Exons: 4
Coding region: 219-2177 (652 amino acids)
Source: RefSeq, a predicted model, not a curated record